AUGGCCCGUCUCAUCUACACGGGUGGACUUCUAACCACCAUAGCCAGCCUAGCCCUGGCAGUUCCCUCGACUGACGACUGGACGCAGCGAUCAAUCUAUCAAGUCCUGACCGACCGCUUCGCGCGCCCCAACAACGCACCGGAUACAUCGUGCGAUCCCACCAAAUACUGCGGGGGUACAUGGGCCGGUAUCAUCGACAAACUGGACUACAUUCAAGAUCUAGGGUUUACAGCGAUCCAGAUCUCUCCAGUCGUCGAGAACAUCCCCGAGACCACGUCGGCAGGGGAGGCAUGGCACGGCCACUGGCCGCAAGACCUGUACGCCUUGAACGCGCACUUUGGGACAUCCGAAGACCUGCGAGCGCUGGCGGAUGAGCUCCACCGACGGAACAUGUAUCUAAUGGUGGAAGUGGUGCUCAACAACAUGGCGCAAGCCGUCGACACCGAAACCACCACUACUUCCUCAGGGAUCGACUAUUCGCGACUGCACCCGUUUAACGAAGAGGGAUACUAUCAUCCCUACUGCAACGUCAGCGAGGCCGGCGACGCAACCACAAGUCAGAGCUGCUGGCUGUCCAGCGACCCCGUCGCGCUGCCCGAUCUGAAAACCGAAGACGCGCGCGUCUCGACGAUACUCCAGACUUGGGUCCAGGAACUCGUGAGCAACUACUCGAUCGACGGGCUCCGGGUCGCUGCAACAAAUCACAUGGAUCCCGAAUUCUUGAGUGACUUCACCCGCGCCGCCGGGGUUUUCACGCUGGGAGAGGUUGACUCGGUCGAUGCCACCACGAUGUGUCAGUACGACGAGGCGGUCUCAGGCCUGGUCAACUACGCGGUUUACAAGCCCAUCACGAUGGCCUUCGCGCCCGCCGGCGACAUGCCAGGGCUGGUGAAUAGCCUGCAGACGGUGAUCGAGAAGUGCGACAACUACACCCAUCUGGCGACGUUCGCCGAGAAUCACGAUGUCCCGCGGUUUGUCUCGGUCCAGAAUGAUACCGCACUCGCUCAAAACGCCCUAGCAUUCACCCUCCUCACCGACGGAAUCCCCAUGGUAUACCAAGGCCAAGAACACAACCAAGCAACCGCCAACUCCCCCCUCUGGUCCCUGCCAACCGACGAUUCCACAACAACGACGACCACAACCCUAACGAAGACCCUCAACCACCUGCGCAGCCACGCCCUCCUCAUCGACCAAGGCUACCCGACCAACCACAGCGAGACCCUCUACCUCGACGGAUCCACCUACAUCACCCGGAAGGGCACGGAGGGGAUGCAAAUCGUCUCGGCGUUCUCCAACCGCGGCAGCACCGCCGCCACCGGCGACUACCAGGUCAACGUGACGCGGAUGUAUCACCCGGGCACAGAGGUCAUGGAGAUGCUCGGGUGUGAGCGGCACGUCUCGGCGACGGGCGGCGUGAUCCCGGUGGAUUUCGUCGGCGGCGCGCCCAAGGUCUUCUAUCCGGUUAAGUAUCUGAACGGGUCGGGGCUGUGCGGGUUCUGA
Aspergillus japonicus CBS 114.51 is the source of this 1500-nucleotide messenger RNA. RefSeq names its product alpha-amylase. The coding region runs from base 1 to 1500 and encodes 499 amino acids. Gene Ontology annotation, biological process: carbohydrate catabolic process. Gene Ontology annotation, molecular function: calcium ion binding; alpha-amylase activity. The transcript has 4 exons. NCBI's taxonomy places the organism in Eukaryota, Fungi, Ascomycota, Eurotiomycetes, Eurotiales, Aspergillaceae. The record is from RefSeq and is a predicted model, not a curated record.